UGUAGUUAACGACACCGACACCAACGCCAACACCGUUCUCGCCCUUUUCUUGAGUCCGUUUUCCAAUCUUCCUCUUUUCACCUCUAGGGUUUCGUUGAUCCCCCGUCUUCGGCGAUGGAGAACUCCACCGGAGCCGCUCCGACAAGCAUGGUGACGUGCGAGAAGCUCGACCGGAUGGCGAGCUGGGUCGGUGCAAGCGUGGCCUCGGCCUUCUUCGCGUCGCUGGAGCGUUGUUCCUGCAUCAACCUUAGCACCACAGACUUUGAGGAUGAAGAAGAUGAGGAAGCUAAGGAUCGCCCUCUCAUGCUCACCAAACCCAUCAUCCACGAUGCCCCUGACGAUGACGCCCCCAAGCCCCAGAAGCUUUCCGUUUGAUUCCCUCAUGGUAUUCCUCCUCCUCCCAGUCCGUAUCUUCAGAUCUUGCAUCGGUUUCUAGAUUUCCUAUGCGAAGCCUUUGAUCUGGGUUGUGGAUAUAGAUUGUGCGUCUUCUUUGUGUAAAUCUAAGUUUUUACUCCUUUAUUUAUGGUUUUUUAUUUCAUGAAUGGAUUGCUUUUGACCCGUUUUACUCUAAUUAAUAUUAUGGAAUAUGAUAGGUUUAUGAAUGGUGCUUUAA
Messenger RNA from Dioscorea cayenensis subsp. rotundata (Guinea yam), 613 nucleotides. RefSeq lists its product as uncharacterized. The record is from RefSeq and is a predicted model, not a curated record. The transcript has a single exon. The coding region runs from base 115 to 375 and encodes 86 amino acids. NCBI's taxonomy places the organism in Eukaryota, Viridiplantae, Streptophyta, Magnoliopsida, Dioscoreales, Dioscoreaceae.